UAUUUUACUUCACAUGGUCCUUUUAACAAAUGAACACACUUGCAGCCUGACAAAAGAAGCAACAUCUGCAAUUACAGUAACAUCCAUCUUUUGACAGGCAACGCGUAUUUUUUCGGAGCUGCUUUAAAGACAGACGGCUGGUCGGGAGUCUGAACUACUGGCACGCAUUACCGACCUGAGGAGACCCUCCGGGGCGCAAAAAAAUACUAGAGCUCCAUUAAAAUGAUGCAUCAGAGAUGCCGAGAGUAGAUCACAAAGACGUCGUAAUGCAUUUAUCACGGCCGUAAAGGCGGAUGGAUUCAGCGGCGGAAAGAAAACUGUCUCCGGGGAUGUCCCAGGGUGGUUUCCUUCAUCCAGGCAGUGAAGACAAGAGUCUGUCAAAUCCUCAGCUGGAGUCCAGCAAAGAGUCCCUGUGGUCUGGUCUUGCUCCCAGCAUGGCAGGGCUGCAGCAGAAAGGGAAAAAAACCCACAAAGGAAUAUUCUGUUCCGAAGAAAGACGAUCAAGCGUCUGUGGACUGGGAUGGACAAAUUCCCCACAAAUCUGCCGAUGAAUGGAGAGGAGAGGAAAGAAGAGGAGAGGAGAUUAGAGGGGAGGAGAAGGAGAGGAGAGGAGAGGAGAGGCCAGCUAUUGAUGAGUUUUUCUCUCCCACGGCCCUCCACCAUGUAGCCCAUGGCCGUCUGGACACCCGCCACGUGUGAACAAGCUUUCAGCUCACAUCUUCUCUACUUCUACCUAUAAUUGGCCAUAUGUGUCACUAGCACCCUACUGUGCUGCCACUGCUGCUGCUGGAGGGAAUGAAAGGGAGAUCACAGCGAUGACAAGGUGAUUGUUGGAUGGCUCUUGCUUUGACAUGUCAGCGGACACGCCUGUGCUUGUGUUGGAACAAGCACUGUAGAGGUGUAAUCACACAAGGGAGACUCUCUCCUCUCUGCAGGACCCAAGAAAAAGAACUCCGCGCUGCUGUUUGGCACAACGAGGACAUUUCACUCUAAAAGUCAAGAUGCCAGAAACAGCAGAGGCUGUGUCAGCCACUCUCACUACCAACAGAAACUGCACCAUUGAAAUAACCAAUGUCAGCUCUAGUUACUGCCUCAUCAACCCAAAGGUUUACAUGUCAAGUGGCUUCUGUCACCAUCCACCUCAGCCCACGGUUCGCACCACCAAGACUGAAGUGUGCUCCUUCACCAAGGAUGGCAACACUGCCACAGGCGCCGUCGGCCUGCUGACCUAUGACCUGUUCCACAUGCAGAGCCGGGUUUGUUCUGACCGCAUGACCAUCAUGUUCUCUGUGCCCUAUGACCACAACAUUUACAGAAAUAAGCUGGCUGUAGGUGUGGUUGAGACUUCCCGUGCCUGCGAUAAACAUCUGUACGACCAGCUGUAUGACGGAAAAGAUCUCAGCAACUUCGUCCGCUCUGAGACGAGUGGUACUGGGCUGCAAUAUCAAGCGACGUAUGUUGAUUUGAGGGCCACGAUGUCUUCAGUUGGCAAAGCCAUUGUUAAAGUGGAGCUCUAUGAUAAAAUGGGUCGUUAGUGUGCAGUCUGCUAAUGUUCUGCUCCUCUGUACUUUGUUGUUUUUGUACCCGCACAAUGAAUAAACUUCAUUUGAUCUGACAACUGUUGUCAUCCUGAAAAACACUGCAGAGAGGAAGACUGAUUUUGCUGUCAUCUGUAUUUUGUGUCUGCUGAAAGAUAUCAAUAUCUGACAGCCAGCUCAUUGAUUCCCCAUUAGCUUAUUUCUUGGGCUCAUGUACGUUGUGCACUCCCUUUUUCUUUGAUUAUGGUAAUAAAACAUUCAGACCCAA
This is a messenger RNA of Acanthochromis polyacanthus (spiny chromis), 1806 nucleotides long. RefSeq lists its product as uncharacterized. The record is from RefSeq and is a predicted model, not a curated record. Gene Ontology annotation, molecular function: channel activity. The transcript has 6 exons. Gene Ontology annotation, biological process: cytolysis in another organism; pore complex assembly; monoatomic cation transport. Bases 1002 to 1535 code for a protein of 177 amino acids. Gene Ontology annotation, cellular component: pore complex. Lineage: Eukaryota; Metazoa; Chordata; Actinopteri; Pomacentridae.